GACAAUGUUUUGCGGAGGGAAGGGCGUCGGCUUAAGUCUGUAAUGAGGACCGGCUGAUCAGUUCACGAAACGUCGCUGCUCAACACGUCAUUUGUCAACUCCAAGCAGUGACGAUAUUUCUUCUCGAUGGGGACCUUCCUUACAUCAAGAUUGUGGACGAACCUCUCGUCCCACCUAAACGUGUCAAGAAUAAGAGCAGCAGCCUACUCUUCUGCAGUUAGGUCUAGGAAAUGGGUCCUCGUCCAGCACUUUGACGGCUUCCCGAAGCACACGGAUUUUGAACUCAGAGAGGAGCCUCUUCCGGGCCUGAAAGAUGGCGAAUACCUUUGCGAAGCUGAGUGGAUCAGCGUUGACCCCUACCAGCGCGCCUACACGCCCAACUACCAAGUGCCUAUGACGAUGAUCGGUUUGCAGUGCGCGCGCGUGCUGGAGAGUCGCUGUCCUGACUACCCAGAGGGCUCGUACGUGGUGGGCGGUCUCGGGUGGCGGACGCACGCCGUGCGCAACCCGAGUCGGGACGAGGGUGGCCUGCUGCCGUUCGCAACGGCGCCGAUGCCAGAGAUGGGCGCCCUCUCGCGCUCGCACGCCGUCGGCGCGUGUGGCAUGCCGGGCAACACGGCCUACUUCGGCCUGCUGGAGCUGUGCCGGCCGACCGCCGGCGAGACGGUGGUCGUGUCAGGCGCCGCGGGGGCCGUCGGCACGCUGGUGGGCCAGAUCGCCAAAAAGAAGGGCUGCACAGUGGUGGGCUUCGCCGGCUCCGACUCCAAGUGCGACUGGCUCCGGACGCUGGGCUUCGACCACGCCAUCAAUUACAAGACGGCCAAGCCGAGCCGGGCGCUGCGUGAGGCGGCGCCCGGCGGCGUGGACUGCUAUUUUGACAACGUCGGCGGGUGGCUGAGCGACGCCGUCAUGUGCCAGAUGAACCUGUUCGGCCGCGUGGCGCUCUGCGGCUGCAUCGCCGGCUACAACGACCCGCCCGGCCGGCGCACGCUCGUGCCCAUGCUGCAGAUGCCUAUCCUGAGCCAGCAGCUGCGCCUGGAGGGCUUUAUCGUGUCACGCUGGUCCGACCGGUGGCAGGAGGGCGUGGACCAGAUGCGCGCCUGGGUCGAGGACGGCAGCAUCCGAGCCGAGGAGACCAUCACAGAGGGCUUCGAGAAUCUGCCGGACGCCUUCAUGGGCAUGCUGGCCGGUCAGAACACCGGCAAGGCUGUUGUCAAGGUUUAACGGACAGACUUUCGCAAUACCCGAAUAAGUACGUUUGAACUGGAGGAGCGCCGGGCGCACUUCAGGCUGUCAGGUGUCUCUGAUGUGAGUAUUGCGGCACAGCGUUACAUGACUCAGGGCCGGCUGUGCAAGAUCACUCCAAUAUGUAUGCUCGUUGGGCGCAACUCCCCGCGUACCGCCGUAGGAAGCAAGGGUAUAAUACAGUGUCGUAGCGGCAGCGUAUGUUAAACGAAGCUUGCGCAUCAGUGAGUCUUUUUUUGUUGCCGAAGUGAUCGAGAUGUGUGAGACUUAAGUUACAUUUAUGCCAAUAAACUGGUGAACUGGG
Pollicipes pollicipes is the source of this 1549-nucleotide messenger RNA. RefSeq names its product prostaglandin reductase 1. Gene Ontology annotation, biological process: prostaglandin metabolic process. The record is from RefSeq and is a predicted model, not a curated record. Lineage: Eukaryota; Metazoa; Arthropoda; Thecostraca; Pollicipedomorpha; Pollicipedidae. The transcript has 2 exons. Gene Ontology annotation, cellular component: cytoplasm. The coding region runs from base 127 to 1224 and encodes 365 amino acids. Gene Ontology annotation, molecular function: 2-alkenal reductase [NAD(P)H] activity; 15-oxoprostaglandin 13-reductase [NAD(P)+] activity.